UCGGCUGGAUAAGUAUAUCUUUUUGAAGGCAGACUGUUUCUUUACUUAUUUAUGAAAUUAUAUUGAAGACCGUGAAUCAAUUUUAUAUCCAGUCAUGUACCAUUACAGCUUGUUAUUGUUUUUUUUGGAUUUGUCUUUUGAUUUGAUCGGCAGUGUUUCACAAUUAGAAAUUAAUAAACAUUUAGAAUUAGGUAGAGAAUUUCUUGUACAUGGACAAUUGCAAGAUGCAUUGUCACAUUAUCAUGCAGCAAUUGAGGGAGAUCCUAACAAUUAUUUAGCGUAUUACAAUAGGGGUAUGGUAUAUUUGGCACUAGGUAAAGCUAAGUUCGCGAUUCAUGAUCUUGACAAAGUUUUGGAAUUGAAACCUGAUUUUACAGCAGCUAGGCUGCAACGUGGAAAUGUUUUAUUCAAGCAAGCAAAGUUUGAUUUAGCCGAACAAAAUUAUAAAGAAGUUCUUGCAAUAGAACCACAGAAUGAGGAAGCUGUAUCUAUGUCAUAUACGAUACCAAAUCUUGAAAUGGAUAUGCAAUAUGCAGAAGAUAUGGUUAAAAAUCGGGAUUGCAGGACGGCGAUUCGACAUAUAACACGACUUAUAGAAACUUGUCCAUGGUCGCUUGAACUUAGAGAGCUAAGAGCGGAAUGUCAUGAUGCUUUAGGAGAUUAUAUGAGUGCUAUUACUGAUAUACGUUCCACUACUAAGUUACUAUCUGACAAUACAGAAGGUUAUUUUAAACUAUCCAGUAUGCACUAUCGUAUUGGACAGGUAGAAGAAUCAUUGAGGGAAAUUCGAGAGUGUUUAAAAUUAGAUCCAGAACAUAAAAAGUGUUUCCCAUUUUAUAAAAAGAUUAAAGAAGUAUCUAAAUUUCUGGGAAAAGCAGAAUCUUCUGAGGAUGCCAAUAAUCCUCAAGGUUGUAUAGAUUCUGCCGAACGUGUACUCCGUUUAGAGGCAAAUGUAAAACAUGUUAGAUUUACUGCCUUGCAGUUACUUUGCAAAUGUUACACAGCUAACUCAGAACCAAGUCAGGCAAUUAAUAAUUGUCAAGAAGCAUUAAAGAUACGACGAGAGCCAGCUAUUUUGUGUGACAGUGCGGAGGCAUAUCUGGCCAAUGAAUUAUAUGAUGAUGCGAUAAAAGAUUAUAAAAAAGCUUUGGAAAUGGAUCCUGAUUUGCAAAGAGCAAAGCAGGGAUUACAGAAAGCUCAACAACGACAGAAACUUUCAGAGUCGCGGGAUUAUUACAAAAUUUUAGGCGUAUCUAGGACAGCUUCGAAACGUGAAAUUAUUAAAGCGUACAGAAAAGCGGCACAAAAAUGGCAUCCCGAUAACUUCCAAGAAGGCGAAGAGAAGAAACGAGCGGAAAAAAAAUUCAUAGAUAUCGCUGCUGCCAAAGAAGUACUAACUGAUGACGAAAAAAGAGCAAAAUUCGAUCAAGGCGAGGAUCCAUUGGAUCCUGAAUCUGGAAAACAUCAGCAAGGCUUCAAUCCCUUCCAAGAAUUUCAUCACUUUCAUGGUUCACCUUUCCAAUUUAAAUUCCAUUUCAAUUAAUUACAUAUUUCGAUCUUAAUCGUCCUAGCGCAAUUGAAAUAGCCAAUUCGUUGAUUCUGCGUCAUUUAUGGCUCACAAUAUCGAAUUUAGCUAUUUUAUUACUAAAUAUGAUUUUGCUAAAUCUACCUUGUUGGUAGUUUCGUAUCUUAAAUAUUUUUGAGAUCGAAGGACCACAUUUGAACAAUACGAUGAUUUGAUUAAUCGUAUAUGAGCUAUUUAGAAGACGUAAUCAAUUUUGAAAAUAUUGAAUAAUGAAAGUGCGUGAACAAUUUAACAUAAUUAAUGAUUGGCUAAUUGAAAGCCAAUGUAUAUUGAUUAAACAUUAAUGUAUUUUCUAUACGCAGACUGAAGUAAUGAAUAUUAUCGAUUGUACAUCACGAUUGUAAACGUGUGUUAUAGAUAUGUUCAUUCUCUUGAGUUAUGUGUCGAUAUAACCAACGAAGUCUGUGAUUGUAUUUCGAUUGAAUUAAGAUCACUUUUGACAUUCAUAGAAAGAACGACCGUCGGUAUUUAACGAUAUAAGUCCAUGAUAUAUAUCCGAGUGUCAUUUUUCGAUGAUCCUCUAUUGUCGAUUGUAGAUACUUUUUAUCGGAUAAUCUAUGGUUCUUUUUUUCUUUUUUUUUUUUUUUUUUUUUUUUUGUUUUCAAUGGAUAUUUCUAUUCGAUGCCAUUGAUUACCGCCGAUACAUAGGGCGGCAACGAUACUGUGCGCGUGUGUGUUCGCAUGAGUGUGAGUCAGAAUAUUAUGUAAAUAUUGUAUCUCUAAUCAUUGUUUAAAAGUAUAUUUGAAUAAUUUAUACAGAUAAAUACGGACAAACAUCGAA
Vespa velutina is the source of this 2366-nucleotide messenger RNA. RefSeq names its product dnaJ homolog subfamily C member 3 (gene P58IPK). NCBI's taxonomy places the organism in Eukaryota, Metazoa, Arthropoda, Insecta, Hymenoptera, Vespidae. Gene Ontology annotation, molecular function: protein-folding chaperone binding; misfolded protein binding. Gene Ontology annotation, biological process: protein folding in endoplasmic reticulum. The transcript is spliced from 6 exons. Gene Ontology annotation, cellular component: endoplasmic reticulum. The record is from RefSeq and is a predicted model, not a curated record. Bases 95 to 1543 code for a protein of 482 amino acids.